CUGCCUGGAGUGAGGAGCUAGGCCAAGGCCUGUGGGACAGGAGCUGAUGGCUGAGAUUUUCUUCAGGCCCAGGCCUGCAGGAAUGCCAUCAGAGUGAACAAAGUCUUUCAGCCAUGCAGAAAGCCAGUUAUAAUACAGAUCAGGGACAACAUAAACAGUGGCAGUUCAAGCUCCCCUCACAUCCUUCCACCUGCUUGCCUCAAGACUGAUCCAAAGGACUACUUCUAGGGUGAACAGGUUUCAUUCCCCUUCACCAAUACUUCAAGGCACAGAGGAGUUGGUACAGGCAUUGCCAUGAAACCUAACUUGAAGCAAUGGAAACAACUAAUGCUGUUUGGGCUAUUUGCAUGGGGUCUCCUUUUCUUGGUGAUCUUCAUCUAUUUUACAGAUAGCAACACUGCUGAACCAGUUCCAAGUUCCUUCUCUUACAUUGAGACGAAGAGGCUCCUGCCCAUUCAGGGCAAGCAGAGAGUUAUUAUGGGAGCAAUACAUGAUCCAUCAUCCUCUGAAACCAUAGAUAGGAACGAGGUGCUUCUUAACGAAGAUCUCUUAGAUUCAUUUAAAUUGGGCACCGGAAGCAUUAAAAAGUGGAUUGAUCUAGAGGAUGGCUUUGAAAAUGAAGAAGAGUUUUUUCCUUCCCAGGUAGGGAGAAAAUCAAAAAAUGCCUUCUAUCAAGGGGAUGACAACUAUUUAUUUGCUGCUGGCCAGCCUCAGCGACACAGCAACAUUCAAGAGCUAGUGAAAUUCAUCUCUCCCAAUGAGGAUGAUCAGAAGGAAAAUGUUUUACAGGAAAAAUGGACCCAUGAGAAAAGAACAAAGAAAAGAAACCCGACACGCAGGAGAAGCCGACUGUUUGAUGAGUCUGAUGAUUGGGAUGGGUUAUAUUCUACAAUGUCAAAAUCCUUCCUUUAUAGGCUUUGGAAAGGGGAUGUCUCCUCCAAGAUGCUGAACCCUCGCCUGCAGAAAGCUAUGAAAGACUAUCUCAACACCAACAAGCAUGGGGUGCGGUUCAAAGGGAAACGAAACUCCAGACUGACAGGAGACCAGCUCAUCUGUGAGCUCAAGGACAGGGUGCAUGUGAAAACAAUAGAUGGCAAGGAGGCCCCCUUUUCAGCUCUUGGAUGGGAAAAGCACGUUCCUCAAAUUCCACUGGGCAGACUGUAUCCACAUGGCUUCGGAAGCUGUGCCGUAGUUAUGUCUGCUGGUGCAAUACUGAACUCUUCUCUAGGGGAUGAAAUAGAUUCUCAUGAUGCAGUUCUGAGAUUUAAUUCUGCUCCUACACGUGGCUAUGAAAAAGAUGUUGGAAAUAAAACGACCGUGCGCAUCAUUAACUCCCAGAUUCUCACCAAUCCAAACCAUCACUUCAUUGACAGCUCAUUAUAUAAAGAUGUUAUUUUAGUGGCCUGGGAUCCUGCUCCUUACUCUGCAAAUCUGAAUGUGUGGUAUAAGAAGCCAGACUAUAACCUGUUCACACCUUACGUGCAGCAUCGCAGGAAGAAUCCAAACCAGCCAUUUUACAUUCUCCAUCCCAAGUUUAUAUGGCAGCUCUGGGACAUCAUUCAGGAGAACACUAAAGAGAAGAUACAGCCCAACCCACCUUCAUCAGGUUUCAUUGGGAUCCUCAUCAUGAUGUCCAUGUGUAACGAAGUGCACGUGUAUGAAUACAUCCCUUCAGUCCGACAAACCGACCUUUGUCACUACCAUGAACUAUACUAUGAUGCAGCUUGUACCUUAGGGGCUUACCAUCCACUACUGUAUGAGAAACUGCUGGUGCAGAGGAUGAACAAAGGUUUGCAGGAUGAUCUGUAUCGGAAGGGGAAAGUAAUCUUGCCAGGGUUCAGGUCUGUAAAGUGCCUGGCACAGAAUCACUUCCCACACUUGUAAAAGUGAAUCGUUCAGAAACAAUGUGCAAUAAGGUACUACUGUUGUACUAUAAACAACAAAGGAAUACUUGAAAAUGUAUCUUAGACCAACCUAGUCUUGAGUCUAUAAACUGUAAUUAAGUAGCAGGCAUGAGCGUUUCUUCCUUCCUAAGCCUGAGUAUGUAUAACUGCUUUGCAAAUAGUUAAAGAAAAAAAGCUUCGCUCAUGAAAGGUGCAAAGGCACUGUUAAGUAGAAAUACAAUGUAUUAUUGUGGGCAUGACCUGUCAGAAAACAUCAGAGGUACAGGUGCCACAUGUACUAGAUGCCAAACUUUAAAACAAAACAAACAAACAAACAAAAACUUAACACAGAGCUCUCUGCUGAGAGAUGGAUGAUUUCUCAUCAUACCACAGGAUUUUCACAUUCCUCCACCCCCAAAAUAAAAUAAUCAUGGUUUUGAACUGGGCACGCUAUGAGUAUAAUGGGCCUGAUUCUCAUUUAUACAAAGGUCCCUUUACUCCAUUCUGACAAGUUAAAUGGACUUUAAAGUGAAUGUAAAUUACCAAUGUAAAGGGACCUUCCUAAAUGAGAAUCAGGCCCAAUAGCUAGUCAUUGUAUUAAGGUAGUUUCUGCAGCCAGAAAUUAACAAGUGAUAUUUACUCACUUUUAAAUGGUAAUUACUGUACACACAGCCAGGUUAUUUAAAUAAAGAUAGUAUGAUGCACAUAUCUGUCAUGGUCCAUGCAGAUGCUGCAUUCAGGCAAAGGGUGAAGAGAAGAGAAUCUUCUCCUUCAGAAAGCACUCAUUCUGCCCUAUUCAGCUUGAGCAGAAGACCAGCAAACAGGCAUAAGUGAGACUGAAAUGGUGCAUGGGCUUUCUGCCUGGGGGCAGUUUCCCCCUCUGUGCACAUAUGUAGAUAUAUACUCCAGGGGAAUGGAGACAAUGUGCUCUGCUUGCACACAUACAUUUGAAAGCAAGUUGUAAAAAACAGAUUUCUUACAAGGACAUUCAAAAAAUGUAGGCCUGCCUUUUCCAAGGAAAUAAGCAUUUUGGAUGGGGAGCUUUCAGAAAUUAGUUGUUUGCCUAUUUUGUUGUAAGCCAAGUUAAAUUAAUUUAUUAUUGCUUUUUUUUAAAAGCAUGGCAUUUUGUUUUUUGUUUUUGUGAGGAAAAACAGGAUGUCAGUAUUUUUUAAUUCAAAAUUAUGAAGUCUAUAUCCUGGAGACAUUGUAAAGCCUUCAACAAUCUUACUAUGGCUUACACACCGAGACAAUCUCAUAAUUUCAUUGUAAAAACACAGCAUGGAUAUUCUCUAAACCACUUCUAAAAUCCACCUGGAUGUUAAUGCAUUUAAAAUAUAUUUUCUCUGACAAGAGUUCAGUUUCAGGCUGGAGGUAGGUUAAUGUUCUUGUUUGCUUUUUAAAAUUUGGUUUUGCAGUGAGCAAAAUUCAGCAGGAGUGAUUACGUACAAGAAAUCAUACAUAUCCUAUCCAUAUCCAUUCAGCAAAAAGGUGAUUGGCUGGUAGAAACACUGUUAUUAAAACAGUGGAGGGGAAAAGCAUAUUUCGCUAUUGGCUACUGAGAGAUAGCUGGCGAUGGAGAAAACCAUGUUAAUGUAUUUUCUGUCAUCUUUUUUAAAAAUCAGUGAUUUUCAAUCUUUCUUUCUUUUUUGGAUCCCCUAAAAAAUUUCAACUGGAGGUGUGGACUCCUUUGGAAAUCUUAGACAUAGUCUGUGGACCCCCAGGGGUCCAUCCACCACAGGUUGAAAACCACUGAUACAAAAUUCUUCUGAUUUAUAUUUAUAAUUCUCCCAUCCAACCUUUCCUGCUGUUUUUCCCCCCAUAAGAGCAGAAUUAGUUUACUGCACACACUUAGCCGUCUUUUUGCAAGUUGUCAUUAUCUUGGGCUUUGCAGUCCUUCUAAAAUUCUUCCUACCUGACAGCAAGUGUGUUCAUGUGACCCAGAUACCUAUCCAAUCAACACAAGGCUAUGUUCAUAAAGCAUUUUUUCAUACUGUCAAAUGGACAGCUUUCAUUAAUUUCAGCCUUAGUAUCUGGAUGCAUUACAUACUGAUUUUGGAAAACACAUUAUAAUAAUAUUUUUAUGUCUGUUUUUGUUCUUAACAGUAUCCAGUCUUAGUAGUGCUAUAUAACCUCCAAGGAAAAAAAUACUUUUCCCAUAUAUUUGUUUCACUUCGUUCACCUUUGUGAAACACAUUAAAUAGGAUUUUUUCUGCAUGGGCAGAGUGGCACUUUCUCAUAGUGAUCUUAGUAUCAGAUCAGGGUUUCCCAUGUCCCAAGUUCAAAUUGGAUUAGCUUCCACACCUUUCAAUAAAUGGAGCUGAUCAUAUUUCCAGUACAAAUGAGUAAGUCACUGUGCCAUAUGCAGAAGUAUCUCAGACUCCACAAAAUAGCAUGCCAGUUUCCCACUCAUUUGCCCAUGCGAAACUUAAACUCUUGUUUCCAUCAGGAAUGAAAAAAAGCUAACCAGCAAUACUCACAAUUGUCCACAACAAUAGGAUUGCAUUGUAUUACACUCUAGACAGUCUGUCGUCACGGUGCAGCUUGUACGCAGCCCUAAGGACUCUAAAGAUUCCCGUAAAGAAAAGUGUGAGACAGCGUUCUUAGCACUCCUGUUUAAAUGAAGUGCUACCUUUUAAAAUUCUCACACAAAACUGGGUACACAUUCAUAAAAUGUAUUUUAUACUUUAAUCUUACAUGCACAUCCUUUUUUGGGUAGUAAUAGCGUGCACUCGAGGCACCUGAGCAGAAAAUCUUUCUUGGCCAAGUGCAAAUGCCAAGAAACAUUCACCUUUCCCUAGAUUAUAUAAUUAUUUAAAUUGGUGUGGCUCUUUCAUACACCACGUCAUCUGUCCUAAUUCUAUCCCUGUGUAUAUUUUAAUUCACCAGCCCUAUGGGUGUUAUGUCUUCAUGCCCUAGCUUAGCUGUGCUAAGUGCACCAGCCUCUUCCCCAAAAGGAGGCCAGCUUCAACUCUGUGAAGCACAGGGUCUCAAUCAUCCCAAGGAGGGAGGGCCUUAAGAUGGCUUCCAAAUCCUCAUUUCCCCUGUGAUAUUUCAUUGUUCUACAAACAAAGGCAUCUUGACAAUUUAAGAUUUUUCUCCUCCCACUCCUUCUAUCUUCUUUAAAAAAAAAAAAAUUCAGUACAAGUUCAGCCGAGUCUGAUUUGCUAACUGAGAAUUCAACUGCAAUUUUAAUUCUCAACGACAGGAGGCCAGCAGGGGGAAGCAAAGGGCAGCAUGAAGAGAACUAUAGAACUGCUGCUUUCACCAGCCUUCCCUCCCUGCAUGGUGUCUCCCUCCUGAGCUUUGAUAUUCUUUGCUUUUAUGGGAGGCCACUGAGGUUUUUUUGUGUGUUGUUGUUGUUUUUCUAAACUUUUGAGAGUAGAAAUCGUGUAUCAAAAAUUCAUACAAAUCAGUUGCGUUUAAAAGAGUGAAUGAAUGUGUAUUAGGUGUUCAAUAGACAUCUGGAUAGCUUUUUAAUAAUGGUAACUGGUGACUGAUGUUUUAUAUAUACAUAAGUGACGUGGAAUACAUUUCCCCAUCCAAAUCGUUCAUCAAUAUUUUAGGGUGCGAUCUUGUCACCCUUGUAUGUAUGUAUGUAACUCACACUUGAAGUGAGUGGGAGAUUUGCCUGGGCAAGGCCUACACGCUCCUGAAAGAUAACACACGUGACGCAAAUGCUCAAGUUAUGCCUCUAGAGUUACAAAAGCCGAGUUGCUGUGCACUGAUGGUGUAUGAUUAAGAGGUGAGACGGUUGCACUUAGGAAAAAAAACACCCACAAAGCUUGGGUAAAUCUGCUGAAUUUAUGUUAAUUUUUGGUUUGCUGUGUUUUCCACUGUGAAUUAUGCAGCUUUUUCAACAUGUGGUGACUAUAGUGCUUUAUGCAUGACGCCUUUAGAUGGUUAAAUCAAGGUAUUCUUCUGUUAAUUCCAGAGAAAUUAUGAAAGUUUUGACUCAUUUUGAGCCACACGUUUUUAAGGGGGAAAAUGCUUCUGAUAUUCCAUUCUGUCUGUGGCUCCAACGCUUCCCUGGCCCUCAUUCUCCACACGGUUACACUGUUAAGUGCCAGUGUAACUGUUACAUUGGUGUAACUUCACUAACAGAUUUGUUUGUUACAUUGUUAAUUAUAUUGAUCUACACACAUGGGGAUGGUCUACAUGCUAAGUUCAAAUAUUUAGUUAAAUCAGUGGAACCUACUGGUGUUGACAUUCUUUUGUUUUAGAUUAAGAAUUCCUUCUUGAUUCUGUUUGCAUCAAUUUCUUGCCAAAUGAAGCAAAAUUGAAAUAGUUCAUUUUUAACCGUGAGUGCCACGUUAAGAGGUUACACAGAUCUAACUCAAUCUGUUUAGGAACAGUUUGAAUUAAAUGGGGGUGCUUAAAUUGUGUCUAGACAAGGCCGUACAUGGUUGCUUUUGUGUUGGUCUCCCUCUUCAGUAAUGCUCUCAUAAACCGGGAAAUGCUAUUCAGACACUGAUACAAACUUAUGAUGAAAGUAAUGUUAAAUGCGUUUUCUGUGAAAGUGUCACUUUGAGUUCUUUCCCUUCGUCUACAAUCCAUAGAUAUGCUAGAUUGUUUUUUGAAGCAGACUGUGAAAUGUCACUAGAGAACAUAUACAGAUUUCCUGAACGCUAUCCUCUCCAGUGCGAAGAGGAUACCUGAUUUAACUGUUUGAACUUUAAAGUAGCCCAUGUCUGGGCAUGCCUCUCACAGGCUUAUUUAAUUAAAUGAAUUUUGACACUCUGAAUUUCUUCUCUUCAACUUGAAAUAUCAGCUAUGUAAAAGUCUUACAUGUAGCCAUAUCAUCUCAUCCUCUGUGAAAUGUAGUCAUUGAACUAUUCAAAUAUGGAAAACUGUGUACUUUUUUAAUAGCUUUGAGAAUUAUUUUGUAUGAUGAUUUUUUUUAAAUGAAUGUGUACUCUUCAACAAAUUAAAUCUUGAGAUUUUA
Mauremys reevesii (Reeves's turtle) is the source of this 6825-nucleotide messenger RNA. It is a transcript of the gene ST6GAL2, whose product is annotated as ST6 beta-galactoside alpha-2,6-sialyltransferase 2. Lineage: Eukaryota; Metazoa; Chordata; Testudines; Geoemydidae. Gene Ontology annotation, molecular function: sialyltransferase activity. Gene Ontology annotation, biological process: carbohydrate metabolic process. The coding region runs from base 295 to 1884 and encodes 529 amino acids. The transcript is spliced from 8 exons. The record is from RefSeq and is a predicted model, not a curated record.